Notolabrus celidotus (New Zealand spotty) is the source of this 8897-nucleotide messenger RNA. RefSeq names its product von Willebrand factor (gene vwf). Lineage: Eukaryota; Metazoa; Chordata; Actinopteri; Labriformes; Labridae. Gene Ontology annotation, molecular function: protein binding. Bases 180 to 8738 code for a protein of 2852 amino acids. Gene Ontology annotation, cellular component: extracellular matrix. Gene Ontology annotation, biological process: cell-substrate adhesion; blood coagulation. The record is from RefSeq and is a predicted model, not a curated record. The transcript is spliced from 53 exons.
AGUAUAUGUGUGCACCACCAUGUGUUUGACCCUUUUCUUAGUGUAGCCUGUGUUUGAUACAGACAUCUCAAUGUGUCAAUAUGCCUUGACUGUGUGAGAUCUGUAAGUGCAAAACUUGGACUCUUUGGAUUUGAAGUGUGUUUUCUUUGUAACUCUGUGGAAUAACUGGGACUGAAGCCAUGGAGGUGGGUGUGAGGAGGUAUUGGCAAGAAUUGUUGGUUCUCCUGCAUUUGACAGCUUGUGUGGCAGGUAUAACAGGGAGAUGCAGUCUGUUUGGAAGACACCACAUUCACACGUUUGAUGGAGUUUUAUACGAGUUCCCUGGAGACUGCAGCUACCUGCUGGCUGGGGACUGCAACAGUCGCUCCUUCACACUGCUGGGUGAUUUUGUCGGGGGCAAAAGAACUGGAGUCACUCUGUUCCUGGGGGACGUAUUUGAGCUACACCUCUCUGUAGAUGGACAGCUUUCACAAGGAGAAAAAAGACUGUCUCUGCCCUAUGCCUCUCACGCUGUGUUUGUGGGCUCAGAGCUUGGCUAUUAUAAACUCUGGAGUGAGGAGUUUGGCUUCACUGUGACCAUUGAUAAUGCUGCCAACAUUGCCUUGACACUGACCAAACACCAUGCAAACCACACCUGUGGCCUUUGUGGCAACUUCAACUCUGUCCCAGCUGAUGAAUACACAGCUCAAGAGGGAUUCCAAACCGAGGACAGUUAUGAUUUUGCAAAUUCCUGGGCGGUGAAGGGGGCUGGUCAGACAUGCAGACGUGUCUCAAAUCCCAGCCACUCCUGUAACAACACAAAGGGGACAUCAGCGAUUCUGUCCAGCUGCAGCGUGUUGCAGACAUCAAGUGUGUUUCUGCACUGUUCCCACCUGGUCUCACCUGAGGCGUUCCUGUUGCUGUGUCAGGAGGAGGCGUGUCACUGUGACAAGAGCGAGACUGAAGACUGUUACUGUCCGAUCCUGCUGGAGUACGCUCGUACAUGCCACGCACAUGGGAUACUUCUUCAUGGCUGGCAACAGGAGGGCCAGUGCUUCCCCAAAUGUCCCAUUGGGAUGCAGUACAGUGAAUGCACCAAGUCCUGCUCUACAACCUGCCACAGUCUCAACAUACAGGAAGUCUGCAAAGAAGAGUGUGUGGAUGGCUGUACAUGCCCUGCUGGUAAAGUGUUGGACGGUAAUCGUUGCGUGGAGGUAUCUCAGUGUUCCUGUGUGCACAUGGGACGACAUUUCCCUCCAGGAUCCAGUAUCUCUCAGGACUGCAACACCUGUGUGUGCCGUCACGGCUCCUGGGAAUGCACCAAUGAAGGCUGCCCUGGUGAGUGCUUGGUGGUGGGCCAGUCACACUUCAAAACCUUCGACAACAAGUUUUUCACCUUCACCGGUCACUGUCAGUAUCUGCUUGCAGAAGACUGCACUGACAGCCAUUUUUCUGUCAUCAUCGAGAACAUACAGUGUGCAGAUGAUCAGGAUGCUGUGUGCACACGCUCAGUUACGCUGAGCCUGCCCCUUCUGGAGAACAUGACAGUGAAGCUGAAGCACGGAGGAGUUGUAUCUGUCAACAGCAUGGAUAUCCAGACUCCAAUGAAUCAUGGUCAUCUCCAUAUCCAGAGAUCUGUUCAGUCUACUGUACGUGUGAAGUUUGGAGAUGACCUUCGUCUGGACUGGGAUGGGCGUGGCCGCGUGCUUUUGAAGCUGGGAUCACAGUGGGCAGGGCGCACUUGUGGUCUCUGCGGAAACUACAAUGGUAACCAAGGUGAUGAUUUCUUGUCUGGGUCUGGUCUGGUUGAGGCAGAACCUCAAGCUUUCGGCCAGUCAUGGAGGAUAAACGGAGACUGUGAAACUGCGCAGAAGCAUGAGAGAGACCCAUGUGCUAUUAACCCCAAAAGAGUGCGUUUUGCAGAAGAGGCAUGUUCAGUGAUGAUGUCAGAGGUUUUUAGUGCCUGCCACUUUCUGGUGAACCCGGGACCGUUCCAGCGGUUCUGUCGUUAUGAUGUGUGUGCAUGCUCGGACGAAGAGUCAUGCCUCUGCUCUGCUUUGUCCGCCUAUGCAGCUGCCUGCGCUGCUAAAGGAGUACUGCUAAACUGGAGGUCUCCCUCGCUCUGUGAGCUUGAGUGUACCGGAGGCCAGGUAUAUGAAGCCUGUGGGAGUGUGUGUGACCGGACAUGCCGUUCCCUGUCUGGGGCUGAGGCCGACUGUGAGGGGGAGAGGGUGUGUGAAGAGGGCUGCUUUUGUCCUGCUGGACAGUACCUGAGCGAUACUGGAGAGUGUGUGACCGCAGAGCUCUGCACCUGCCUGCAUGAUGGACAACUUUACCAGCCUAAUGAUGUCUACGCCGAUCACAACAGCAUCUGCUACUGUGAGAAUGGCUCAAUGCGCUGUAGCUCCCCUGAAGCGAGUACUUUACUGUCUGACCUCUUCUAUGAUGAUGACCUGGCCCCAUCCAGAGAGCGCCGGUCAGCUAAGUGUCCUCCUCCACUGGACCGAUCAGAGUGUAAUGCAGGAGAAAAAGGCCUUGAGUGUGCCAGGACAUGCCAGAACAUGGAUCUGCCCUGCGUCAGCCUCGGCUGUAUCCCAGGCUGCCUCUGCCCACCCGGCACAGUACAUCAUCGCAGAGACUGCAUUGCACUGGAGAAGUGUCCCUGUUACCAUAACAACAGGCCAUAUGCAUCAGGACAGUCCAUCUCUGUGGACUGCAACACAUGUGUAUGCAAGAACAGGAAGUGGCGCUGCACAGAAAAGGCGUGCGAUGGUGUGUGCCGCACAGUGGGGGAGGGGCAUUACAUCAGUUUUGAUGGCCUCAAAUAUUCCUUCCCUGGCCUCUGCCAGUAUGUUCUGGUCCAGGAUAUGUGUAACGGAGAGGAGGGUUCAUUCAGGGUGCUGGUGGAAAAUGAAGCCUGUGGAAUCAUUGGACAUCGCUGUGCAAAAGCAGUCAGAGUCUACUACAUGGGAGGGUUGAUUGUAAUGGAAGAAGGAAAGGUGAAGAUGAAGAAGCCGGUGCUACUUGGCUCCCAGGUGGAGAUUGUGCGGUCUGGUCAAUUUUACACCUUGCUGCUGGGGAAACACAUUUCCCUAAGCUGGGACAGAGGGACUCACCUCCUGGUUCACAUCUCAGCUGCGUACAGGGGGCGAGUGUGUGGUCUGUGUGGUAAUUUUGAUGGGAAUGUGAACAACGACUUGAUGAGCAGCAACAACCAGCUGGAGGUGGACUCCUCACACUUUGGGAACUCCUGGAAGGUUGUUCCCAGCUGUGCAGAUGUAACACAGAUACCUGCUCCGUGUGGUGACAACAUUGUCAAGCUGGUAACAGUGGAGCAGUCCUGUCGUGUGAUCAACGGGCCUCUAUUCAGAGAAUGCAACAGACAGGUGGAUGCAGAGCCAUAUGUAGAGAUGUGUGUAGAGGCUGCAUGCUCUUGCCCAUCAGUGGGCGACUGUGCAUGCUUCUGUGAUGUCAUCGCAGCUUAUGCUCAGGCAUGUUCAGAGAAGGGUGUAUCUAUGAGCUGGAGGUCCAAUGAUCUUUGUCCCGUUAGCUGUGAUGAGCUGAACCCUAGGACAACAGCUGUUGGGGAGGAGUUGUGCCAGUGGAGAUAUAAUACUUGUGGCCCAGCCUGUCCGAUCACUUGCCAGCACCCGGAUCCCCUCCACUGUUCCCUCACAUGUGUGGAAGGAUGCCACGCCUAUUGUCCUCCAGGCCAACUCCUGGAUGAGGUGGCCAUGCGCUGUGUAGAUCCCUCUCAAUGUCAGGUUUGUAUUCAUGAGGGUCAGAGAAUCUCCCAUGGAAACAAGGUCAUCCUGAACCAUGACGACCCUGAGCACUGCAAGAUAUGUCACUGUGACAACAACAGCCUGAGCUGUGAAGUUUGUACCUCUUCCACCUUGUUCACCACACCCACACCAACUCCUGCCUAUCAAACCUUCACUACUCUGCCCUUCACUACGUUGAUGCCAGAGGGUACAUGUGACCGCGCCAUGGAUCUGGCAUUCUUGCUGGAUGGUUCAGAAGCCCUGAGUGAAGCUGAUUUUCAGGCAACCAAAGACUUCAUUUUGGGAAUUAUUGAGCGCUUCCGUAUGGGCUCAGCUCACACUCGAGCUACGGUGCUGCUUUAUCACUCUGGAGUCAAAACAUAUAGUCUGCAGGUUCAGAAGUGGCUGUUUAAGAAGGCUGUGCAUGAGCUGCAUUACACAGGAGGAGACGCAGCCUUCCUGGAUGAGGCUGUCAAGUAUCUCGUCUACAACAUCUAUGACAAGAGCAAGCGUGAGCAUGCUGGCCGAAUCGCCAUCAUCUUGACUGCCAGUGCAAACCCUCGCCAUGUCCGUUCCAUCGUCAGAUUGCUCCGCAGGGAGACCAUCACCACUCUAACAGUAGCACUGGGUCCUGGGGUAAACAUGGGGCAGAUCAAUGAAAUCACAAAGGUCAACCCAGAAAACAGGGCGUAUGUGCUCGGCAGCACAGGUGAGCUGCCUGAUCGCCUGUUAGAGGUGACAGAUUAUCUCUGCACAUUAGGGUUGGAGCCUGAGGGAUUGAAACCCCCAACACCAAAAACUACUCCAGGUAGAGCUCACCAAGUAACCACUAUCGCAACUUCAGCCCCUCGUCUUGAGCCCAACCCCACAGAGCAACUCCCCAACACCCCUACAUCCACUGCACCCUCUAGCCAGUCACCCAUCACCACAUCAUCCCCGUCUCCAGCCACUGAUGUUACAUUCAUCGUGGAGGGCUCUGAUUCAGUCGGCGAGGGCAACUUUAACAAGUCACUCGUCUUCCUGGAGAAAGUUAUCACACAGUUGGCUGAGGAGAAGGAGUCAGUACGUAUCACAGUGAUCCAGUACUCGGUGACUGUCACUGUGGAGAUCAGAAGAUGGGAGCUGAGGCAGCAGAGGACCUUGUUACUGCAAAGGCUAAGGGAGAUUCGUUGGAGAGGUGGAAAGAAGACAAACACAGGCACAGCUGUCACUACAACAGUUCAAGAAAUUGCUACUGUCCGGCCUUCACGCGGCCCUACACCGCCUCAACUGGUCUUCCUAGUGACAGAAAAUCCCCCCACCGACACUGUGACACGUCCACCUUCGACAAACACCCACACACAUGUAUACCCCAUUGGCGUCGGACAGAAAGUACGUGAGAUUGACUUGUUACCAUUCAGCUCCCCUCAACGCCCGAUGAUGGUUGAUGACUACAGUCGUCUGACAACGCUGGUCCACCGUGUAGUAAACAUAACACAGACCACAAUCAGGCCACGCUUUCCUACACUGCCGCCAUUGGUCCUUCCAACACAUGCCAGCCUGCCGCCUUCAGUGCCGUGCAAGAAACCUGUGGAUGUGCUGUUCCUGUUGAAGGCUGGAAAACAAUUGGAGGACAUGAAGACAAUUGUCAGAGCUUUUAUCAACAAUGCUGAUCUAGGGCUGAAUUCUACUUUGGUGAGUGUGGUUCAGUAUGGAGACACAAACACAGCAGAGUUCACCUGGAAGGCAGACCACAGCCAAUCCCGUCUCCUGAAGCUGGUGGACAGCAUACCGAGCAGGACUACCACAGCUGCCCCUGCACUAGGCUCCGCGCUCCAAUUCGCUGUGCAGACCGCAAUCUCACCAGUCAGCGGUGGACGAGUCGGCGUAGCUAAGGCUGUGGUGAUGCUGGUGACUGACAAAUCAGCUGAUGCCGUUCAAGAAGCAGUUAAUGAGGCACUGGCAGCAGGUGUGUCAGUGUUCCCCAUUGGGGUGGGACCAGACUAUGACAGGGAUGAACUUACUUUGCUUGGACACCAUGGCAACCAAGACAACACUCUGCAUUUGAGCAGCAUGGAUCAGUUAAUGAUGUUGCUGACUUUGGACCGAGGUUACAUGGAGAGAAUCUGCAGAGCUGGGCCACCAGGACAGUGUGUUGAUGAUAAUGGAAAUGAAAGAAAGCCGGGUGAGUCAUGGCUACUAGAGGAUGGCUGCCACUCUCUUCUGUGCCACCCAAGUGGAGCUGUGACUGUCCAGAACCACAAAGUCAGCUGUGACAGACUGGAGCCCCCGGCCUGCAGAAACAACAUGCCACCUGUCAAAGUGCGAGAGACCUGUGGCUGCCACUGGGAAUGCCCUUGCAUGUGCAUGGGUAGUUCCACCAAUCACGUGGUGAGGUUUGACAGCUUGGCUCUCAGGCUCGAUGGGGAGGGAUUGUGCUCAUACACUCUUCUCAGUGUCAGCAGAGGCAUCAAUGAAGGGUCAGAGGUCAAACUCCACACUGGACCUUGUCAGGACUCAGCGAAUUACAAUCAGGUCUGCAUGAAAGCUAUGGAGGUGACUCACGGUCCGCAUACACUGCUGCUGAAGGAUGAUAUGACGGCAGUGAUUGAUCGAGAAGAGCUUGCACUGCCUUGGCGGUACGCUGGCCUGGAGCUGGUGCGAUAUGGAGGAGUGAUGCUGCAGCUGAAAUCAGACUACGGCUAUGUUCUAACUUUCACUCCACAGAGCAAUGAGUUUACCAUCACAUUACUCAGUUCUACCACCACCAGCCAGACUGCAGGCCUCUGCGGUGCCUGUGAGGAAGAGAAAUUUAACACACUGUCUUUACGUAAUGGAAACUCCACCACUGACCAGCAGGCCUUUAUCUCGGACUGGACUGUGGCUGCAGACGGUGGCAUGUGUUUGCCGAAGCGGAGGGCGGUGUGUGUGUCUGGAGCACCCAUGGGAUGUCAGGCCCUGCGGUCUGAAGUGUUUGAACCGUGCCACGAUCAUAUUCCUGUCCAGGUGUUCCUCGCCAAGUGUGAGGAGCAGGCAUGUGAGGAGUCAGAUGUGUGUGAGCUCAUUUCUGCUUACGCACGCCUCUGUCGACAGAGAGGUGCGUGUGUGAACUGGAGGAGCCCCCACCUCUGCCCGCUACAGUGUCCCGGCUCCAUGGAGUAUAUGGCAUGUCGGACAGGAUGUGUGGAUGACUGUGGUAGCAUACAGGCGUUGCCAGGCGACUGGUCUGUUGCCAGGGGUAACGAGUCAUCUUGCAUGGACACACCUACUGAGGGCUGUUUCUGUACUGAAGGCAAGGUUUUGCAUCAUGGACAGUGUGUAUCACCAGAGGCUUGUAGGGAGUGUGUCAACCAUAAAGGAGCCAGGUAUCAGUAUAUGCAGAGCUGGGUGCCAGAGGAGAAUCCAUGUUUGAUCUGCAUGUGUUUAGACCAACAACAUAUUAACUGCACUGCCCGGCCGUGCAGUGAUGACAAAGCUCCGGUGUGUGGGCCCUGUGAGAUUCUGCAAGAGAAGAGGGAGUCUAAGUGCUGCCCAGAAUAUGAAUGUGCGUGUGAUCUGGUGAACUGCGACCUGCCUGAAGUGCCCCGCUGUGAGGAUGGUCAGACUUUGGUCUUGAAAAACCCUGGGGAAUGUCAGCCUGUACACGACUGUGUCUGCAAAAAAGAGGAGUGUGUUCCUGAGACUCCCCCACCUUGCAGCGCCCACCGCCUUCUGUCAGUGAAAAAGACAAAGUGCUGUGAUGUGUUUGAAUGCGCAUGCAAUUGCAAAAACUCCACUCACACCUGCACUGCUGGGUAUAUUACUUCUUCUUCUACCAACGACUGUGGCUGCACAGAAACCAGCUGUCUACCAGAUGAGGUGUGUGUGGUUGAUGGCAUUGUUCAUACAGUUGGGAGUGAAUGGGACUCAGGGUGUGAGAAGUGCAGCUGCACUCAGCUGAAGGACAAGGACACAUCACUGCACAUCACUCAGUGUACCCCACCUGUGUGUGAUCGCACAUGUCGACCGGGCUCCUCAUACACUCUGUCAAAAGGUGAAUGUUGUGGGAAGUGUACACCAACCAGAUGUGUGGAGUCAGAGGGAGAAAUGAGGGGAGACACACUGAGGGGGCAAAAACUCAGAGAAGUGGGAGAGGUUUGGCAGUCUCCACAACAUAAAUGUGUGUUACAUCAGUGCUUGAAAGUGAAAGAGGAGGUUUUCAUUUCUGAAAAAAAUGUCAGCUGCCCUGUUAUGGACACCCCUUCCUGCCCCUUGGGAACAGAAUUACGUUGCCACACUCAAGAUUGCUGCCCCAGCUGCUACUGCGCUCCUAUGAAUGCCUGUGUCCUCAACAACACUGUGAUAGGAGCAGGAGAGCGUCUGAUGGUGGAUUUGUGUACACAUUGCGAGUGUACAGUGGAGGACGGUGUUGUAAAAAAAUACAAACUGUCCUGCAGGAGAAUCAGCUGUCCCACGUGCCCCAUGGGAUACACUAUGGAGAAAGAGGAGGAUUCUUGUUGUGGUCGAUGUGUUGCCACAGCAUGCUUUAUGCAAAGGCCAGAUGGAGAGCUGUUCAGUGUGAAGGUGAACACCACUACUGAGGAUGGAUGUAACCAGUAUACCUGUGGUGUUAACAGUAAAGGCGCUCUGGUUCUGCAGACCAGAGUGACCACAUGCCCUCCUUUUGACCACCAAGCUUGCCUGGACCAAGGGGGGAAAGUCAGCCGGAUCGGAACAACCUGCUGUGAGCUGUGUACGGAGCCAGAGUGUCGGAGGACAGUGGGAAUGUUAAAAACCAUCAAAGUGGAUGAUUGCCAAUCAGAGAAUCAAAUAGAAUUGCACUACUGUGAGGGCAAAUGUCGCAGUAAGUCCAUGUACUCCCUGGAGAGAUCUACCGUCGAGCAAGAGUGUGUGUGUUGUGCUGCCGUGGAGACAGAGCCUCUCAGUGUUCCCAUACUUUGUGCCAAUGGCACCAGAAGCAGCCACACUGUCCUGUCUGUCACAGCAUGCAACUGUCUCUCUAAACACUGCACCUGAAGAGAGACAGAGAGCCGGAGAGAGAGAGAGAGAGAUGGGCAGAGACAGAGAGAGUGAAAGAGUCUAAAAAUGCAGAUUGUAUGUGUGCAUACAAGUAACAUGUACCCGAAUAAGACAUAAUUGCACUAUAAUAAAAAAUAAAUCAUAUCUAUAAGCACA